AUGUACAAACCUACUCAAACAUUUAGUGGACCACGUCUUACUAGUCGUAGCGGUUUAAGUUUCGUUAUCGCACAAAAUGUACUUGUCAAGCGUGAAAACUGCUACUUGCGUGGUUUGGUGGAAAUUCAAACAGAUGAUAAAGUUAGUACUGCAUACACUGCUACAAUCGCUUUAUCACCUUUCGCAUUCUAUUCCACCUGGAUUGCAAGAUUUGGCGUUCCAUUACGUGUAACCACAGAUCAGGGACGACAAUUUGAAUGCUAUUUGUUUAAAGAGCUGUCUAAGCUUCUUGGUAUUCAGCACUUACGUACCACAGCUUAUCACCCUGCUUUUUAUGGAAUUAUUGAAAGAUUUCACAGGUCUUUGAAAGCAGCCAUUAAGUGUUAUCAAAAUGACAACUGGGUUGAAAUAUUACCUCUCAUCCUUCUAGGAUUUAGAGUUGUAGUGAAAGAAGAUAUUAACGCAUGUCCUUCACAACUGGUUUAUGGCGUUGGCUUACGUUUACCCGGGGAAUUCAUUUCAGAAGUUAAUCGCGACGUCUCAAACCCUCAGGCAGAAUUUGUAGCUAAACUAAAAAGAUUUAUGAACGACUUAAGACCUACUCAAACUGCUCAUCAUUCUAGUGGAAAGGUUUUUAUUGAAAAAGAUCUUUAUUCCUCGGAUCAGGUUUUCGUCAGAAAUUCCAUGAUUUGUAAACCAUUGCAGGCUCCAUACGAAGGUCCAUUCACUGUUCUUAAGCGUUUCGAUAAAUAUUUUGUCGUGGAUGUUAAGGGAAGGAAAGUGAAUAUCUCGGUGGAUCGCCUCAAAGCAGCCUUCAGUGAACAAUAUUUUAAGGAACAAGAAGUUAAGCCUUUAGUCACUGACAAGAACGAUCAUAAGACAUACACUUCGCGUUAUGGUCGCAAGUUGUUUUUUCGGAAGGGGGAAUAA
This is a messenger RNA of Teleopsis dalmanni, 930 nucleotides long. RefSeq lists its product as uncharacterized. Gene Ontology annotation, biological process: DNA integration. Gene Ontology annotation, molecular function: nucleic acid binding. The record is from RefSeq and is a predicted model, not a curated record. The coding region runs from base 1 to 930 and encodes 309 amino acids. The transcript has 3 exons. Lineage: Eukaryota; Metazoa; Arthropoda; Insecta; Diptera; Diopsidae.